Notothenia coriiceps (black rockcod) is the source of this 755-nucleotide messenger RNA. It is a transcript of the gene tbcb, whose product is annotated as tubulin folding cofactor B. The transcript is spliced from 5 exons. Gene Ontology annotation, cellular component: nucleus; cell cortex; microtubule plus-end. Gene Ontology annotation, biological process: cytoplasmic microtubule organization; post-chaperonin tubulin folding pathway; tubulin complex assembly. The record is from RefSeq and is a predicted model, not a curated record. The coding region runs from base 177 to 740 and encodes 187 amino acids. Gene Ontology annotation, molecular function: alpha-tubulin binding; microtubule plus-end binding. Lineage: Eukaryota; Metazoa; Chordata; Actinopteri; Perciformes; Nototheniidae.
CGGGGUGGGUCGUCUAGUGGUCACGUGAUUUUUGGCGUGGUAAAGCAAUAGAGGUAUCUAAACCGUACACAAUACAUCUUGCUGCGUUACUCAAGAAGGGAUACUCUGGUAAUUUGCUUCAAACUUCUAGAAAAAUACCCCUUUUUUAAGUAAUUUUUGCGGAUUCAACCAGCAUCAUGGACGGCGGAGUUACAGUAGUAACCAAUCCUCUUGUGAAUGUGCGCCUAACAAGCUCCAUCUCCUCCUUCGAGGUGCAGCGCAGGUUCAAUAGAGGGAUUAGUAUAGCAGAACUGAAGGGAAAAUUGGAGAUGGUUUUGGGUGCAACUCCCUCCUGCAUGGACCUGGACUUGUUCAGCGUCUCUGACAAAUUCCUGCAGAAAAUGGACGACAAUGAAGCUUUGCUUGGUUCCUUUCCUGUGGAUGAUGACUGCAGAAUACAUGUUACCGAUAGAAGUGGUCAGAUGAGCGAGUUCAGUGAUGUUUCCAAGGUGGAGAAGUUUGAAAUCCCAGAGGAGUCUUAUGAAAAGAGAACAGAUUCAGCAAGGUCAUUCAUGAAGAAACAUCGGGUUGGUGUCUAUAACGAGGAAGAAAUGGCCAAGAAGAAAGCUGACCUUGCUGCUCGGGAGGAGGAGCAGAAAGCUGCUGCUGAUGCUAUUUCUGUUGGCAGCAGAUGCCAAGUGCAGGUCUCAGGGCAACCGACAAAGCUUGGCACCGUCAUGUAUGUUGGUAAGUGUGGAUAAAGUAUAGCUUGUUGA